Molecule: messenger RNA, 1299 nt
Organism: Neltuma alba
Lineage: Eukaryota; Viridiplantae; Streptophyta; Magnoliopsida; Fabales; Fabaceae
Product: tubulin-folding cofactor E
Exons: 9
Coding region: 197-1297 (366 amino acids)
Molecular function (GO): protein binding
Source: RefSeq, a predicted model, not a curated record
UUAUCUCGAGGACGAAGUGGCGACUCCGCCAUUGACCUGCACGCCGCUGAUCUAUUUCCUCUCUCCCGCGACUUCGAGUCGUAGUUUUCGAGCACCGGGUGGAUGGGUCGUUGGGAAUGAGUUAGCCUUUCUAUCACUCAGUUGCUCUGCGGUAGAAGCCUUCUCGUAAAAGGAAUCCGCCGCCAGUUUUAACAAUAUGGAGGAUUCCCCUCCGUCGGAACUUGAGUUCAGGGUAGGCCAACGAGUGCAUGCAUCUGGUGAUUCACGGAGAAUUGGCACAGUUAAGUAUGUGGGACCUGUAGAAGGCCAUCCCGGCACAUGGGUUGGAGUUGAUUGGGACAAUGGAGAUGGAAAACAUGAUGGAUCCAUCAAGGGGAUACGAUACUUUCGUGCAAAGUCUGAAAGAUCAGGGUCAUUUGUUCGUCCCCAGAAUCUGAGCCUGGGCAUUUCAUUAGUGGAGGCUCUCGAAAUCAGAUAUAGGGGUGACUCUACUAAAGAUGAAGAGGAUGAAAUGUAUGUUCUUUCAGCUAGCAGCAGACGAGUCUCUAUACAACUAGUGGGAAAAGAUAAAGUUCAGGAUAAACUAAGUCGAUUCGAGGAACUGACCAGGGCAUCACUAUCAUAUAUGGGUGUUAGUUCCCCUGGAAUUCCAUGUCAUAUCAAUACUACGGUUCCAAAUAUGAAGGAACUUGAUCUGACUGGAAAUUUGCUUUCUGAGUGGAAGGAUGUUGGUGCAAUCUGCGAGCAGUUGCCUCUUCUUGGGACACUCAACUUAUCCAACAAUUUCAUGUCACCAUACACAUCAGGGCUUCCUUUACUGAAGAACAUCCAUGUUCUGGUUCUAAAUAGUACUGCUGUAGACUGGGUGCAGGUUCAACUGCUUGGACAAUCAUUGCCAACUCUUGAAGAGCUACAUCUUAUGAGAAAUAAUAUAAGCAGAAUACUGCCUACGUCUUCCACUGUGGUUCAGGGAUUUGAUUCUUUGCGGCUUUUGAAUUUGGAUAAUAAUUGUAUAGCUGAAUGGGAGGAAAUCAUGAAGCUCUGUCAGCUAAGAAGUUUGGAGCAGCUUUAUUUGAACAAAAAUUGUUUGAACGGCAUAAAUUAUCCUGAUCAUGCUGGGAAGUAUGAAUCGGAAGUUACAUGCCAUAGGCCUUUUGAGAAUUUGCGCUGUCUUCUAUUAGGUGGUAACAACAUCAGGGAUCUGGCUUCUGUUGAUUCAUUGAAUUUGUUCCCGAAAUUGGUGGUAAAUUUCAUAUCAAGAAGUGUUUAUUAUGCUCCAAAAAUAUUUAUUUUGUAAUU